This is a messenger RNA of Podarcis raffonei (Aeolian wall lizard), 1484 nucleotides long. It is a transcript of the gene OPN1SW, whose product is annotated as opsin 1, short wave sensitive. Gene Ontology annotation, cellular component: photoreceptor outer segment; membrane. Bases 31 to 1074 code for a protein of 347 amino acids. The record is from RefSeq and is a predicted model, not a curated record. NCBI's taxonomy places the organism in Eukaryota, Metazoa, Chordata, Lepidosauria, Squamata, Lacertidae. Gene Ontology annotation, biological process: phototransduction; visual perception; G protein-coupled receptor signaling pathway. Gene Ontology annotation, molecular function: G protein-coupled receptor activity. The transcript is spliced from 5 exons.
AUCUCGGUCCCCGCGGCGCCACCAGGGACGAUGUCCGGCGAAGAAGACUUCUACCUCUUUGAGAACAUCUCCAAGGUGGGUCCCUGGGAUGGACCCCAGUACCACAUCGCCCCAAUGUGGGCCUUCUACUUCCAGACGGCCUUCAUGGGCUUCGUCUUCUUCGCCGGGACGCCCCUCAACGCCAUCAUCCUGGUGGUCACCGUCAAAUACAAGAAGCUCCGCCAGCCGCUGAACUACAUCCUGGUCAACAUCUCCUUCGCCGGGUUCCUCUUCUGUGUCUUCUCCGUCUUCACCGUCUUCCUGGCCAGCUCGCAGGGCUACUUCUUCUUCGGCAGGCACAUCUGCGCCCUGGAGGCCUUCCUGGGCUCGGUGGCAGGGCUGGUCACCGGCUGGUCCUUGGCCUUCCUCGCCUUCGAACGCUACAUCGUCAUCUGCAAGCCCUUCGGGAAUUUCCGCUUCAACUCCAAACACGCUCUUCUGGUGGUGGCAGCGACUUGGUUCAUUGGCAUCGGAGUUUCAAUCCCACCAUUUUUUGGGUGGAGCAGGUUCAUCCCCGAAGGCCUGCAGUGCUCCUGCGGCCCCGACUGGUACACAGUUGGCACCAAGUACAAGAGCGAAUACUACACCUGGUUCCUCUUCAUAUUCUGCUUCAUUGUGCCCCUCACUCUCAUCGUCUUCUCCUACUCGCAGCUCCUGGGCGCCCUCCGUGCCGUAGCCGCUCAGCAGCAGGAGUCGGCCACGACCCAGAAGGCCGAGCGGGAGGUCUCUCGGAUGGUGGUGGUGAUGGUGGGGUCGUUCUGCCUCUGCUACGUCCCCUACGCCGCGCUCGCCAUGUACAUGGUCAACAACCGGGACCACGGCCUGGACCUGCGAUUGGUCACCAUCCCCGCCUUCUUCUCCAAGUCCGCCUGCGUCUACAACCCCAUCAUUUAUUGCUUCAUGAACAAGCAGUUCCGGGCUUGCAUCAUGGAGACAGUUUGUGGCAAACCCAUGACCGAUGAGUCUGACGUGUCCAGCUCAGCCCAGAAGACAGAGGUGUCCUCGGUUUCCUCCAGCCAGGUCAGCCCCAGCUAAGGAGAGCGUGCCGGGGGUCCCGAGAAGGCGAGAGACCCUCCCCAGCCAUCCACAGCUGGGCCCAGGAUGUCCAGGGGAGAGAGAGGGCCAAAAGGGUUCCUCCAUGGCUCGGACGCAGGGCAAAGGCCCGGGACUUCAAUACCCAGAUAAUUUGGUCUCUCGUAGUUUCACACGGGCAAAACGGACCGGCUCAAUCGAGCAAAAAAAGGACAGCAACGGUCAGAUCGUGUCUCCGGGGGUUUCUGUUGCAGAGUCGUCGGGCAGAACCAUACACACUUCUGAAUUUCCUUCUGAAUUUGGAGUUGUUCCAGAAGCUAAACCACCAGAUUUAUUUAAGACGAUUUUAACCCUUUAAAAAUUGCAGUUGCGCUCAGGUUAAGUGGUGGGAAACGGCACGUUCAAAGAGCCAA